UAUCGUGUAACGGAUCUUUUCGGGCAAUCUGAAAAUUCGGAUCCGAGAUCCUGGGAGAGCGGCGGCUAUGGAGUCCAUGGAAGCUCCGUCUCCGCCUUCGCAAUCUCUUUCUCGUCCCUGCCAACUGCAGCAUUUCUACCUCGCCGUGGAUCGACCCCAGUUCAAAAUGGAGACGGUGGUGGAAUUACUGAAUGUUGUUGGUCGGCGUCCAUGGCUGCCGAUUGUCAUAUGUUGCAGCUCCCGCGACGAGCUUGACGCCGUCUGCUCUUCUUUGUCCUCUCUUCCUUACAUUUCCUUAGCCUCUUUGUACAGCGACUUGGCGGAGCGAGAACGAGCUGUAGUUUUGGAGAGGUUCCGGCAAGCGACAUUCAAGUGGAAACAGCAUACGUUAGAUGUAAAAGAAGAAGGGGAUGAUAGUGAAAUAGGAAAUGAAGGAAAGAAAUCUCAUCUGGUGGUCGUCACUGAUGUGUGUCUCCCCAUGAUUUCUUCCGGAGAAUCUCCACUCUCUGCUCGUGUUCUCAUCAACUACGAGUUGCCAACGAAGAAGGAAACGUAUAUGAGGCGUAUCUCGACUUGCUUGGCCUCAGACGGGAUUGUCAUAAACAUGGUGGUUGGUGGUGAAGUGGUGACUCUGAAAAGCCUUGAAGAAAGCAGUGGCACUAUCAUAGCAGAGAUGCCCAUAAAUAUAUCUGAGAUCUUGUAACUGACUUAUCAAUCUCCUGCGUUGCAUGACUGUAACUACAAGCCCCAGUAGAUGAUGAGCUUGUCUGGUCCAAGGUUAGCCAAAUCCCAAAAGAAGUAGAUGUCGGGACGAGCUCUGUUCUGUUAAAGAUGUAGUUUUUAUUCUUAUAACUGGUCCUUAUAUUUUGUUGUCCAAUUUCAAUCUACUUAAAGAAACACUGAAUUGAAUUCGUUGCAGUAUUCUUGUUGGUA
Tarenaya hassleriana is the source of this 933-nucleotide messenger RNA. Its product is annotated as ATP-dependent RNA helicase FAL1. Bases 68 to 703 code for a protein of 211 amino acids. The record is from RefSeq and is a predicted model, not a curated record. Lineage: Eukaryota; Viridiplantae; Streptophyta; Magnoliopsida; Brassicales; Cleomaceae. The transcript is spliced from 7 exons.